GCAGAGCCUCAACAUGGCUGAGUGCUGCCAGGUGAGCGGGCGGGAAUUGGUGCAAGCUCUUGAUCCAGCACAAAGAGCUCCACCACCCCUGGUCUCCCUCAGCCUGGCCUACUGCACCUCAUUCAAGGUGCUCCAAUUUCCACAACUAAGGCAGCUGUCCCUAAGCCUGUUGCCUGCACUCACAGACAAGGGCUUGGUGGCUGUGGCCCUAGGCUGCCCUAGACUGGAGCACUUGUCCCUGAGUCAUUGCAACCAUCUAAGUGAUGAGGGCUGGGCCCAAGCAGUUGGUUUCUGGCCGCGACUACACCACCUCAACUUGUCCAGCUGCAGUCAGCUCACAGAGCAGACACUGGCUACCAUUGCACAGGCCUGCAAGCAGCUUCGAAAGCUAGAUGUAUCCAUGUGUCCCCGCAUCAGCAUGUCUGCGGUCAAGCACUUUGAAGAGCAGCUGCCCCAGGUGAUCUGCAUCCACUCCCGCUUCGUGGGAGGUGCAGACCUGAUUCUGACACUCUGA
Molecule: messenger RNA, 514 nt
Organism: Suncus etruscus (white-toothed pygmy shrew)
Lineage: Eukaryota; Metazoa; Chordata; Mammalia; Eulipotyphla; Soricidae
Product: leucine-rich repeat-containing protein 29-like
Exons: 3
Coding region: 14-514 (166 amino acids)
Biological process (GO): SCF-dependent proteasomal ubiquitin-dependent protein catabolic process
Cellular component (GO): SCF ubiquitin ligase complex
Molecular function (GO): protein binding
Source: RefSeq, a predicted model, not a curated record